GUUCUCUCGGAUCAGCUGUGAGAGCGGCGUGGCGCCGUGUGCCGCGGCUCUGACCCGCUGUCAGUUGCCCGAGCCCUGUGCUACGGUUAGGACCGUGCAAUCGUCACCUUUUAACGAGCACGAGACAAGCUUACGGGAUCAUCACCGAAACGACUGGGCUCUCACGGCCGCGUCGUCUAGUCCUCGUUGCGAAUCGCGUCGUUUCAUCGAUGAAGAUUGACCACGGUCAAUCGAAACACGGUACAACUUGGAGAUCAGGAUCAAACGAACGUCGUUGAUACGUGAACUGCUCGUUGUCCACGGUCGAUUUGUAGAACGUGAGUCGGAUACACGGAUUAGCGAAAGAAAGAGGCAAGAGAGAAACAGUGAUCGAUCGCGUUCCGUUUCGAUCGAUCCGUGUCGGAGCACACCAUCUGCUUGAAAUCGUGCCUCAUGAUCGACUGGGAUUUCUAAAGAUCACGAGCCGCUCGUUGAAAGCUUGAAAUUGCGCUUCGAUCAUCCGCGAUCGUUGAUCCUUACGUUUCGAACGUGCCGAGUUGAGGGAGAAAGAGAUAAAGAAAGGGAGAGGAGAUUGCCGGUUCGAACAUCGUGGUGGUUUUUGUGGUGGAAAAGUGAUUCGAGGUUAAUCAAAGAGAAGCUCGACAAAGCCAAGGGCCGCAUGCUUCGCUAACAAGUCUCAGGAUGGUCUGGUAGAGGAGGAGCCUGGUGGUUCGAUCGCGAGAAAUGGCGUGCGGAAUAUCGUUCGAAGCGACUGCCACGAGCACGGUACUUUUCCUGCUGGUACUGCUGCAGGCGGCACUGGUGUGGGACGAAGUACACGGUGCUCCAGCGAAGAGAAACGACAUACUCGCGGGCACGGAAUUUCUAUCAGUCUUCAUAAACGGCGCCAUGGCCACGCCGCCACAGCGACGUAGAGGUUUCAGACGAGGAGGACACACAUCGUCAGCAGGAGAUAGCGCGACAGCGGAAUCGCAUCAGCACGAGGCUUCGAUUUACCGAAUAUCGCGAAAUCCUGGCAAUAAACAAGUCGUCCCGAGAGCGCGAAACACCAGUGGCCGAGAAGAGGUCGUUCGAUUUUACCCCAUAAGCCACAAAACGUUAGAAAAUAGGCAACAGAACCUAGCAUCGUUAAUCGACGAAUUGAGCACCACCAGUGACAUAUCUUCGACGCGGCUGGCUUCUCAAAGUUCAAUAAGUACGACGACGGUCACGUCGACGACAGCUCAAGAGAAAUCACCAUCGAGGACAAACGCAACGAGCAAUUCGACGAACAAAGCAGUCAGCCGACAGAAAGUUAUAGGUGUCAGUGUGACGUCCACCGUCGAAGCUACGCCGUACAAGGUCAGGGUGGAACAUUACGACAAUACAGAUGCGACAGUCGUGUCUCGACCGCCAAGCUCCAUCGGAAUUUCGUCUAAAGAUGUUACGAAAGAGUUGAAGAAUGGCACGACAAGGCCUCCUACGACGAGGACUAUAAGCUCCACGACUGCGAGAACAUUGACCACGACUACUACAACGACGACGACAACCACUUCUAAAUCGCCGAGAAUGACGACACCGUCGCCUUCCAGCUUCGUCACUGAGGAACUUAGUAACAUCGUAUCAGAAUCGAACAGGAGCGAAUUCUCCGUCGACGAAGGAUCGCUGAGCACCAGUUGGCGAGUUCAAAGUUCAGUUACGCCUAGAUCGAUGAACAAGCACACUCCUUCUUUCGUUGAACAUCAGAAGGAGAUAAAUAAUAAUAAUAACAAUACGAACAAUCCUUCAGGGGACAUGAUCACCCUGCCAACAGAGGAGAACUACGAGUUGCCGGAAGAGAACGCCGAAUCAAAGGAGUUCAGCGAAGAACCAAUGGAAGUACAAUCAGAGCGCUACCAGGCUCAAGGUCGAAAGGCAGGCAGACACUUCGACGCUUCCCACUACAAUCGUCCAGGCUCCAAGAUGUAUAGCCAGCCAUCGAAGAGCUAUAAGUCACCACGGCCGUACAGCGAGCCAGCUAAAUUGUACAGCGAAUCAGCGAAGGGCUAUAACGAACCUGAGAAAAUUUAUGGAGAACCAGCCAAGGUGUACAGCGAGCCAGCAAAGGUUUAUAGUGAACCAGCGAAAGUAUAUAGUGAACCAGCCAAGGUUUACAGCGAACCUGCAAAAGUCUAUGGUGAACCAGAAAAAGUGUACUCGGAGCCAUCGAAGGUUUACUCGGAACCAGCUAAAGUUUAUUCGGAACCAGCGAAGGUUUAUUCGCAACCUGCCCAAGUUUAUAGCGAACCUAGCAAACUUUACGACUCAGAAGGUCAACCAUUGAGUCGCGAACGUGGCGGAGAACCAGACGAGCAGAAUUACGAGGUGGAUGAAUCCGUUAGUGUGAGUAGCAAUGGAAACGUCCAUGGACCACAGAUUAUGCUUACGGAACCUUCGAACGCUUCCGAAGUGGAAGAUGGUCACAAAGUGGGUUACGUGGUCGAAGGUAGGAACUACAGGAAAUACAGGGUCGAAGAGAGAACUCCAGACGGUUUUAUCGUUGGGGAAUACGGAGUGGUGAGCCACGAUGAUGGUUCUUUGAGAGGUGUUCGCUAUACUGCGGAUGGCACCAUCAAUCCUCGACUCAUAUACGAUGCACUAAUGAAAUUCCUCGCUUUAUGAGAUGAAUCAGCGAUGGAAGGAUGGAUAGAAGUGUAACGGAGGCGAGUCGACUCAAUCGUGUCGCUUUGCUAGAAGAAUGGCGAGACCAAGCGAAAUGACUGAUCUUUGAAACUGUUAUUCCCAACUCAACUGCCUCAGAGUAAUUUUAAGCAUCGGGUUUCUUAGAAUCUAAGGGUCUUUCAUGAUUGUCUAUGGCUGGUGAUAUGGGAUUGAUAGGUGUUUUUUUGGCGUGUUAAGGAUUGAGCAUAUAAAGACGAGUCGAAGGAGCAACGUGUUAAAUUUCAAUGAAUUAAGAUCUCGAGUUUCAUAAAUUCUUACAAACUUUGCGAGAUACUUCAUCAGAUUUUUUUAUAUAUAUUUCACUAAAUGCAUCAACUACAAAAAGAGACGUAUUUUUACGUUAUCGGCAAUUAGAUGAUAAUAUCAUAUAUGAAAAAAUAUAUUUUUACGUAACUGACGCAAAAUGUAUUAAAAAGCAAAGAUAGAGGUACCUAAAAUAUUUCUCUUAUUUGAACUACAUAUAUGCUCUGAAUAUGUGUACUAUGAUGUUUCCAAGCGUUAUAUAGAAGUAUAUAUGUCCGUUGAACACAUGAUAGAAUAAUAGGAUGAUGACGAAUAACAGUUAUUAAAUAAAGAUUAUGCUUAGAAAAUAAUUGAAGAGUGACUCAAAAAUACAUUAGUAAAAUCGUUCAUCAUUUCUUCGCAGAAAUACACGUAUAAAUUUACUGUGAGUCUCAAUUUUAUAGUUAAAAAUACACUUCUCAAACGAGAAUAUAAAUCACAACUACAAGUACAUAGUACAUUAUUCACAAUUUUCAGAGCAAUUAAUACAUUUUAUUCAAUUAUGCAUGAAGAAAGUAUUUACACUACAGUGGAAUUCUAUUUAUCUAAACCAAUCGGGAAACGACCAAUUCAUAUAAAAUAAGAAUUUUUGUUCUUAUAAUAAAAAUUCGCUAAUCACAAUUUCAUUGUACUAAAUAUAGUACCACUGUAUGUUUCAUAAAAGUCUUAUUAAUAGUAAGAAUAAUUUCAAUAAACCUAUUAACAACUUGUUUCAAUAAAAAUUAUUUUUAGGAUCACCAACCGUCCAGUAACUUCAAUCAAAAUAGAAAAAAAAAUUUAGAAAUAUUAUUUAUUUUCUAAUAUAAUAUUAUACAUAUAACUGUAGAGCAUGUGACGUAAAUGUUACAAAUAAGAGAAAUAUUUUAAUCGGUAAACUAAAGUAUGUGUAUUUAUGAUUCAUUGUAUUUGAUAUAUUAUUAUCAAAGACGCAUUGCAGAAGAUCGAGAAUUCAAUGUCAUCGCGAAAAGUACCAUUGUGAUAAAUGCAUGGUACACUAACAUAAGUUCCACGAAUAAGCAAACUACUUGGACUCGUUAGCAUGGAUAGUAAUCUUUAGUUGGUCGUCACUCCGUCGUUUCUAAGGUCUGGAAAAGGUCACAGCGAUCCUCCACUGACUUCGCGAUCGGCUCUUUCGUCAGAGAGCUUGAAAUUAUAAAGAAUACGAAGUUAAAGAUUAUUCAUCGAUGGUUAUGGGAAAAUUGAAGCGUACAAAGAGAAGAUAGAUUCUGAAUGGUUUCCCUUUAUGCAUAAAAUGAUUUGUGUUUGAAAGAUUCUAAUGGCAACUUUAUCAGGAAUUUUUCUUUUAUUACGUGACUUGUAUUUCAAAAUUUAUAGAAAUUGAACUCACAAUGACAAUUUUACAAUCUUAUUAACUUACAUCACAUCAAAAUACAUUGAGAGACAAAAAUAUUCGUACAGCUGCAGUGUAGAAAUUAAAAAGCGAUAUUUCGCAUAUUAUUAAAUAUAUUCAAACGUAUAUAACUAUGUACUAUUCACAGACAUUUACGUUAAUGAAUGUACAGAAAUAAAAGUUAAUUGCACCAUAAUAUAUAUUGCAUAUAUUAAUUGCAUAUAUGAUAUAGAAUACAGAAAAUAUUGCUCGUUUUAUCUCUACGUUCCAACUGUACAAACAUUUUUGUCUCUCAUUGUAAUUCUAUAAUCAAUUUAUUAUGGAUAAAAUAUGAACAAAUACUUGGAUACUUUCAAACAAUAAUAUACAAACGAUAAAACAACGAUGCAAUCGCUGACUCGCCCAAAGCGACGCGACAAUGUCGAUGGAACGAAAACGACUGAUUCUUUCGCUCUUGCCAACGCAACUGCCUCAACGAUUAAUUUUUAAGGAUGGCCUUCCAUGAUCUCGCUGUUAGGCAUCAACAUGCGUGUAUAUCCGUACUGUCAUACGGAGACAGGAAAACGGUCGCUGGACGAUUCGAUCAGGAGCGAAACACAGGGAAUUCGAAGCCCGGCCAGUUUCGUUGCGAAACUUGACAGAUGAAAGUGACUCCUUUCGGUGGCGAAAGUACGAACUUUUGUAUGCUACCCGAUGGCCUUUGACGGUCUCGUCACGCGUCUCGAGUCGUCCGAGAAACAUUUCUUUUCCCUUUGUUCGUCUAGCGAUUAAACACGUUCUCCGCUGCCACGCGAGCAGGAGGUCCUCGAUCAUGGCGCCACGUAGUUGCGUAAAUCUUUUGUGAUCGCGUUAAUCGCAAGCGUAUGUUUCUCUCUUCCGAGAUUCAUUAAACUAGAAGGUGGUGGUGGUGAUGGAGUAACGACACGGUGUUCGGUUGUUAAGUCGACGAUAUCGCAAUAUUAAUUAUUGUUAUUGGGAAGGAUACCCUUAUUACGAUUGGAUGCUUGUAUUUCUCUUAUUUAAUUGUUUCUUUUGGUUUUACUGCGUCGCAUCUUGUUUCAGCGUUGUACGUUCGUACAAUAUUUGAAGCUGAAGAAAAGUUUCGUUUGGUUAGUGAAUUUUCAUAUUUGGUGGAGUUUAGAGGGAUUAUAAUGUAAAUAAUGAUCAGUUGAGUUAUUCGUAAAUGGUAUUUUAUUUUAUCAUUUAUGCAUGAUGUUUAAAUAAUUUUUGUUACGUCUAUUACGUUUCAUAAAAUUAUGCUACUGGUAACUUAAAUACAAUUCAAAUUUUCCCAUUCAUUCCUUUUUUCCAUAACUUUAAUACCUUCCAAAUUUUUCAAUUGAUCCUUUCCUACAGAUACUGUCAGAAUCGAUAUCACAGCGGAUAUUUCGAAGUUUUUUAAUUUGAAAUUUUUUAUGAAUCAUCUGUAUGGAUAUGAUGUAUAUUUUUGCGUUCCACCUUUUUCUUCAAAUUCCAAAAGAUCCCAAAUAAUUUUUUUCUAACCAGUCGUACAUCGUACAAAAAUUAAUGGAAAACACAAAUCGAUUGAUUUUCCAACUAAUAUCUUGCAUUAUGUAUCUCUAUACUUUUUGAUAUAUUGAAACUAUAUUGAACUGUAUUGAAACUAAAAACCUAAAUCGAAAAGACCUCGCACGACACAAGUAAUGAAGUAAACGACAUCGAUCUGACAAUCCCUCGUCACCUAAAGUUUUGAAAAUAGCGACGAACGAAGCAACGAGAUAUCCAAGAGAAUCGACUAAACAUGUAUGUCGCGUGCUUUCGUCACUGUGACGCUUCUGUGAUGAAAAAGCACAUCGAGAAGUCGCAGCUGCCAGGGCCUCCAUUUCGAAUCACUUUAAAAAUCUUAAUUCCUUCGAAGGCUCCGCCGCUGCGACUGAACUGCUGACUUGUCACGGCAGCGUCUCUGCGCAAUUUUUAAGAUAUAAGUUUCUAUUAUAGAGCAAGGUAGCGUUAUUUGAGUCAGCUAAGUCUUAGCAUCAUCAAAUUCAACUAAAAUUUUGCACAGAAUAAUCAAACUCAUUUCAUAUUGUAAGACGCUACAUCUCAUAACUAUUAUAUAAAAUUAUCCAAAAACUGUCAAUUCUUAUGUAGAUACAAGAUACGAUAGAAAAUCUAAUUGGAAAUACGUAAAAUUGAACAAUUAAAUUUACAAAAGUUAUUGUUCCACUUCGUUCCAUUGUAAUCUAAAUUCAAUUUUUUGUAUAAGACAUUGUUUUUCCCUUUUUCAGUGAAUAUAUUCUUUUCAGUAAGGAAAAUGAUAAAUUACUCAACCUCGAUACAAUUUCAAAUUAUUCAAUUACUUUGUCCUCCUAUCACGUCGAUAUAUAAAAACUGGAAGAUUUUGGGUAAUUUUAUAAUUAUGAGGUGCAGCGUAUUAGUUUUUAAUGUAACAACGAAGGAAUAAGAAGAUAUCGCGUACUUUAGGUCCAAGAGAAUAAGCGUCAAGAAGAAUAACUUAAAUAAUCUUAUGUUAUUUAUGAUAAUUAGAACCGAGAAUUAUUAACUAAAUUAAUUAAUUGAAAAACUUAUCUUUUGAUGAGUAGGAAUUAUAUCCUCGUAGAAAAGUAUAGGCAUCAAGCUGUUACUAACAACGAAUAAAUAGCUCAAAAAUUGUUAUAACAAUAUUUAGCAAAUCAUAAAGCAAAUUGCUUAGUUUGAUUUGAAUAAUCCUAUCUUACCCUAAGUUUUGUAAGACGUUUCGACGUCAAGGAAGUAUCUCAUUCGUGGAGAAGACCGUAGAGCGUAAGACGAUAACGUUAUUUUAUUUAGGAUUAAAUAGCUCAUUCUUCCUCAUUACCUCAAUCUUUGAGAUAGUUCCUCCUGCCAUUUAAAUAACGUGUCACGCGCGUACUCACCUUAAAUUAUAUACACGAUCUCGAUCGUUCGCACGCACGUUCGCUCGAUACUUUUCUGAUAGCCAAGAAGAAAAGCGAAUCUCGAAGCGAUACGUGCUGAUGGAUCGUAUCGAAUCGAUGGAACUCGUUCGUUCGAAUGUUGCUCAUCCUCGUAGGCUAAGUGCGCGUUCAUAUUGUCUUUAUUUUAUAUGUAAAAGAUAAAGUAUUCCGAUAUGUUAUACACGUGAUACCGUUACGAUUAAGUACAUUCUGUCUCUCUUUUACGUUAGGCGUACGUAGUCUAAUGAUUAUUAUUAAUUAUUAUGCAUAGCGCUGUGCAACCAUUGUCAUUCGUCGAAUGCAACUUUGUAAUAAAUUCCAUUGUCAUAAUA
Messenger RNA from Bombus pascuorum, 7580 nucleotides. RefSeq lists its product as uncharacterized. The record is from RefSeq and is a predicted model, not a curated record. The transcript has 2 exons. Lineage: Eukaryota; Metazoa; Arthropoda; Insecta; Hymenoptera; Apidae. Bases 724 to 2640 code for a protein of 638 amino acids.